AUGGUGACCUGCACUGAGCGGUUACCCGAGCAGGCCCUGCCCGCCCCAGUCAGCCCAACCAAGAGGAAGAGGGAAGGGGCAGCUCAUGAAGAGGUGACGCCGGCGGACAGGGGAGAGGGCAGCCCGUGCAGGGGCAGGAGGGUGAAGAGAGCCAGGUACCUGAGGCACAGGAAGCAGGUCCUGGAGCUGAGGAGCUGUGACUCCGGGGUGUGUGACCUGUAUGAGACCCCCAGCACCAGCCCAUCCACACAGGCACCCAGGCGGGUCCUAGAUUACGGUGACACCUGCCCCUCAGACAGGCUGGGCCUGCAGAACUUCAGGGACUAUGGGGAGGACUGCUACCUGUUCAACAAGAGCCUGGAAGACAAGUUCCUCACAGCAGACUGUCUGGCCAACCAGCCACAGGUGAGAUACCUGGAGCCAGGGAUUCACACACAUAUUGGGGAAAUACAUUUACUAUUGAAAGUGCAUUUAGUAAUAGUACUGUAAAAUAAAAGGGCACACCUAUAGACUGUAUGGGAUGUAUACUUCACUUGUAAUUUGGGGGAAAGAUGGGAAUAGAAAGCUGUGAUACAGCUGUGUAUUAUCAAUGUGUCCAGAAUAGUUCAUUACAAAUAAUUUGUCAGUGCUCACAUUGACCUGAUCAUCCAUGCAUUCUGCCCACUAUGCAAGAUUUUGUUUAUUUGUCCUUCAAGACAGCAUAAUGUCCCCAAAUAUUAAAAUCCUUUGCAAUGUUAACUUUUACCUCUGAAAGGCUAUGCUGGCUAUCUACUAUCAUUCAAUGUAAUAAGCAUCCAUUAAUCUGCUGUUCAAGUGUUUUGUAAUAAUUUGAUGUGUGUUUUGGAUGUUUUUUUUAACUUUUUGCUAAUUUUGGGAUUUAUGGUUUUUAUUAAUAGUUGAAGGCAGAGUCUCGCUGUAAACUCAUCAGCUGGCUGAUUCCAGUGCACAGACAUUUCCAAUUGGGCUUCGAAUCGUUGUGUCUUGCAGUUAACAUUCUGGACAGAUUCCUUUCCUGCACCCCAGUGGCAGCUGAUUGUUUUCAGUUAGUAGGUGUCACUUCACUGCUCAUCGCUUGCAAACAGGUAAGCAUGUCCUAUCAUCUUGUUCAUGUUAAAUUAAGAAGAAUUUUAUUUUUUUUACAUCUCCAGAUCACCCUCCCCUAUUUUAUUCAAAGAAUUUCAAAUUCUUUUAAGUAUUGUUUCAAAAAUAUUUGAAUGCAUGAGUAGUAACUAAGGAUUAGUAUAACUGGUUAUUUUACCCCAGGGCUAUAAUUUAUUUAUUGGUAGUAGAGCAAUAUCACAUUUGGCCUCCUUUGUAGUUGCAUUUCUCAUUACUGUAGAAACCAUAAAUUGAGGAUUUAUCCACUAAACAGUAAAUUGUGGUGAACGUAACCAAUUAAAUUUUUAGUUACUACAAAAUUAUGGUCAGAAAAUCUGUAUGACAGAUCUGUUUGACAAAAACACCCAAUUUUGGUUACUUUAAUGGCUUGGCUGGUUUGGCUUAAACAUUUUCAAAUUUAUUGUUUGGUUAACCUUAAUUCACUAUUCAGUGAAUAUGCCCCCCAUGAUUAUUUUGCAAGAACCUUGCUACUUUUUACAUUAUGGUUUGAGUUUUGUUAUUGCCUUAGAUUGUGUGCCAUUUUCUGGUACCCAGAUCCAUGCAUCCACUACUCUAUCUGUAAUAUAGUAAUUAAGUUUACUAAAGCAGAGUUUCCAGUAAUAUAUCUUAAUAUCUUUUGGCAAGCCCAGUCACUUCAUAGAUGAUAUGCUUACUUCUCUUGUCGUUUUUGAGGUGAAUUACCCUUAAAAACUAUUUAGGGGAGUAUAUUACAUAUUUGUGGACUUUUCAUUAAGAGAAAACAUCUGCUUUGGUAAAAUCCCAAGCCUUACAAUUUGAACUUUAGAUGGGUUUCUGUCAAUUACAAAUUCUUCAGAUAUACAUAUAUAUUUAUUUGUAUUACAGGUAGAGACACGACCUCCGCGUGUGAAACAACUGCUUUCUUUGUGCUGUGAUGCCUUCUCUCGGGAGCAACUUUGUAAUCUGGAAUGCAUUAUCUUACUCAAGUUGCACUUUCGUCUUGGUGCCCCUACUAUCAACUUCUUUCUCCAACACUUCACCCUUAUGAGAUUACCCAAUUGGGAACCCUCUGACCAGGACCUUGCCAAUGGAUCCAAGACCCUGACUGUAGCCAGAAGCAUAGCAGAGCUGAGCUUGGCUGAUUAUGCUUUUAAUUCUUACCCUCCUUCACUAAUGGCUGUUUGUUGCUUGAUAGUGGCAGACCGCCUUCUGUGCAAUGAAGUAUGUGUACAGACUGGGAGUUAUCCUCUCAGUCUGCUGCAGGAAUGCAUGGGCAAAAUUGACUUACUGGUUUCUUUGAACCUAAACUCCUUACAAUGCCUUUUACCAUGUGACCUCCCAGACAAGACUAUGGAUGUGGAUAAUUGACAGUCUCCAUAUAAGUAUGGCUUCCAAUUAGUAGGCAGUUUUUAGAAAUAAAUUAUAGAUAUUAUAUUAAACAAAAUCUUUUAUUUAAGACACUGCUGAAUAUACAAAAAAAGAUUUAGCAGUUUAAUCAGUUCUUAUAGAAUUUAAUAUUUGUAUUUCUUGAAGGAUAUUGACAUUCUUUUAAUUUAGCAGUAUUGCCGUUUAGCUACAAACUUGAAUAGUUAUACUACAUUUAAUUUAUUUACAAUGCAAUAUAUUUCUAUAUUGUACUAAUAUAGAAACCUAAGAUGUACUGUUUUAUUGAAGAGUUGUAUUACUGAGGCAUUAUAUGUUCUUUUUUGCACUGAUAACAUUUGUUUUCUAAAUUCUGGUAUUUGUAAAUAAUGUAAAUAUAGAUGCACUGUUUAUAUGAAUGAACAUUUGUUGAGCGUAAUAAUUAUUUGACAUUAAUAUUAAAAUAAAAUUCUUAAUUCAUUAACAAUAUACAUUUUGUAUUUUUUUUUUUAUUUUGUGGCAUUUUUUUUCCUGUUGCUUUUAGUGUUUUUUUUUUUUUUGGUUUUUGUUUUUUUGUGGUAUUCAGAUUUGUGUAAAUAAUUAAACCAUGUGAGAACAGUUUGACAACUUCCCUGGGUCCCACUCUGCUCCUGUGGCUAAAUCCUUCCUUGCGUAUUUCCCUGCAAGGUAAAUCACAUAUCCCAUUAGCUUUCCUGAGCUAAGCAGAGCCAUGCAGGACCACUCACAAACAAAAAUAUGUAUUCAUAAUCUGCACAUUUGACUUGUUUGUUGCAAAUAUAUUUUGUUUGUGUAUUGUGCCCUAAGCACAGCUACAAAUCUCGCAGAGCUGUGUCACCCAGAACUCUGACAAAAUGAGCAUCUGAGCACCAUAUACAGUGAAAUGACUCCAUGUAUACAGAAUCUGCUUAUCUAUUUUUGUAAUGGGGUAUAUCAGUUUUGUGCUGAGAGUUGCCGAAUACGACAUAGUAUUGAAUUUCCAAUGAAUUGGUGAUUACGAUCUACUUGUAUCACAGAGUGGUUUCUGUCAUAUUUGGCAGCUUGAUUUAAGGUUUUCCCAGGAUGCUUUCCAUUCAUGUGAUUCAGAAAUUAGCCCAUUUUCUAUCGAGAUCUUUCUCAGGUAUGGUUGGAUGCAGACACGCUAAUGCAGUUGGUUCAGCGGCAAUAACACUAUUAGUAUGGGGUAAGGGCAGAGAUACAGGUGGGGAAUGUGUUGGUGUAGUAAACUGUAAGGGAUUGGGGAGACUGAACAUAUGACUCAUAUGGGACACAAAUGUGAUGUGCAGAGAUACAAGGGGGGUGGGGAGAGGAGGGCAUAGAGGGAUAAAAGUGCUCUGUGUAUGUGCAAUAUGAGGAUAAUAUAGGCAAUAUCAUGUGCAUGUGCCACAAUGUACUAUCUAUGUAUAUAGAUUACACACACCACAUGACCAAAAGCAUAUGUACACUGUACCAUCUGUGGGAAUUUGUGCAAAUUCAGCCAAAAGAGCAUUGUGGUAUGAGGCAGUGAAAAGGUCUCGCUCUCAGUGUUCCAUUUCAUCCAAACAGAAAGUUGUUCAAUGUACUUGAGGUUUCGGGUUCCUCCACAUCAAACUCGUCAAACCAUGUCUUCAUGGAUCUUUCCUGUUCUGUCAGGGGCAUAGUCAUGCUGGCACAGGAAAGGUCCUUCCCCAAACUAUUGCCACAUUGCUGGAAGCAGCUUGUGGUCUGAAAUAUAUUUGUGUCCUGAAGCCUAGUGCCAACCCUAAAAAAAUACCCCCAGACUAUAAUCCUUCCUUCACCAAACUUUACAGUUGACAUUGUGCAUUCUGGUAGGUAGAUUAUUCCUGGCAACAGCCACAUCCAAAUUCUUCCAUCAGACUGUCAGAUAGUGAACUGUGAUUCAUCACCACAGUCCACAGAGAACACAUUUCCACUGCUCCAGUCCAGUGGCGGCCUGCUUUACACCACUCCAGCUGACACGUGGCAUUGCAUAUACAAAUGUGAGACAUAUUCAGAGCUGCUGCAAAUCCAUUUCAAGAAGCUUGUGAUGCCAAAGUUCUUCUGCUGCUGAUUCCAGAGGCAGUUUGGAACUCUGUAGUGAAUGAUACAGCAGGUGAUUGUUAUGUGCUGUUAGCUUCGGAUCCCCGCUCUGAGUAUGUAUGGCCUACUAUUUUCUGGCUGGGCUUUUGCUCCUAGAUCUUUUUACUUCACAAUAUUACCACCUACAAUUGGCUGGGGAAGGUCUAGUAGGGCAUACAUUCCACAAAUUGAUUUGUGAUAAAGGUGGCAUUAUCACAGUGCCACAUUUAAAGCCAUUGAGCUUUUCAGUGCUACCUAUUGUACUGCCAGUGAUAGCCUUUGGAGAUUUUAUGUCUUUAUUCUGGAUUUUAUGCACCUGUUAGCAAUGGGUGAGGCUAAAGCACUCAGUUAUUAGCAGAGGUUCACCAUAUAGUGCAUGUAUAUUAAUGUAUGUCAAUAUGAUAAUAUUGAUUCAAUGCAUCUCUAUGAGGAGAUGCUGUUUGGCCAGGGCGGCCCCCUGGCCCGCCUCCUUAGCUGAAAUCUUAAGAAUUGACACACUCAGCCAUGGGGAAGCAUUGUGAUUGGUUGAGAUCAUCACUUCUGAUGAUCUAAGCCAAGGAGGAAGAUCAGGGGCAGAGUCAGCAUCAGCAGACUGGAAUAAAGGUAAGAUUUUACUAUAUCUAGGAGAGCGGGGCAGGGGUGCUAGAUAGUCGUUUUAACACUAUAGGGUCAGGAAUACAUGUUUGUGUUCCUGACCUAAUAGUGUUCUUUUAAGUGUGUUGAGAAUAGCUGGGCUCUGCUGAAUUACAGCUAAAAAGCUAAUAACUUUUUUAUUUUCUGUUGGAAACAUGAAUGAGGCUUUAUAAUUUGGACAAUUUCACUAAACAACUUAUGCAAGUAUGUCUAUGUAAAGGGACACUAAAGUCACCAAAACAACUUUAGCUUAUUGAAGCAGUUUUGGUGUAUAAAUUAUUUCCCUGCAGUGUCCACUGCUCAAUUAUCUGCCAUUUAGGAGUUAAAUCACUUUGUUUAUGCACCUUAGUCACACCUCUCUGCAUGUGACUUGCACAGCCUUCCUAAACACUUCCUGUAACAAGUCAGCUAAUGUUUAUACUUCCUUCAUUGCAAAUUCUAAUUAAUUUAAAAAGUAUUAUUCCCUGCAAUGUUGAUAGCUUGCUAGACUCCAAAGAAGCCUCCUGUGUAUGAUUAACGUUCACUUUAGAGAGCAGGCAAUAAGAACUUUUAAAGUAAGUUACAUCUAAUUGAAAGUGAAACAUUUUUUUUCCCUGCAUGGUAUGUGAGUCACAGCCAGGGCAGGUGUGGUUAGGCCUGCAUGGACAAACAAAAGGGAUUUAAUUCCUAAAUUGCAGAGAAUUGUCAUUGAUCAUGAUCUAUACAUUAAAACUGCUUCAUUAAGCUAAAGUUGUUUUGGUGACUAUAGUGUCCCUUUAAUAUUGCAUUAUUAUGUUUUGGUUUUUUUCAUUUCAGUAACUAAAGGAACAGUUAAUUGUUAAUUGUGCUUAACAGUAGCCAAAAGUGUUACCAAAAUGAAGAGAGGAGCCACACUCAAUUCCAAUCGACACCAGGUGUACUGGAGCAUGACCAGCAAUCCCACAACGCUCAAGCAAACAAAAGAAUGGUCUCCAGGCACUCAGGGUGUUCAAAGACCUCAUAGCAGGUCGAAACGUUGCUGCUUGGUCACAUUUUUUAAUCUAUAAAACUGCCCUUGGUUUGAACAUCCUGAGUGCAUGGAGACUGUUUGCUUAACAGUAGCCAAACGACAUAGAACUUUGAAAUGGAGUAUAUACAGGUGUCCUGCACAUCACUGUGGCCCACUGGACUUUUUAAUGUGGCCCAGAAAGCUUCAGUCCAAAGAUCAACUGGUGCAUGUCCUAUUUAAAUUAAUUGAUUCUUUUCAGAUGAAGUUAGAAAUCUUUAAGUGUGAACUUCAAGACCAGAAUUGAACUAAUUUCCAAUGCAAUAAAGUCCUCAGUAUGAAGCUGCAAUAUCUCAUACACUGAUCAUCCACAACAUGAAAAGCACCUACAUAAUAUUGUGUUGAUCGCUCUCGUACUUGAAAACUGCUAUGAUGUGUUGCGGCAUUGACUCCACAAGAACGCUGAACGUGUACUUGGUAUCUGGCACCAACACUUUACCAGCAAAUCCGUUUAGUCCUGCAAUUUGUGAAGUGGGGCCAACAUGGGAUGGAUUUGUUGUUCCAGUACAUCCCACAAACUCAAUCGGAUUGAGCACUGGGUAAUAUGGAGGCCAAGGCAACGUGUUCAAUUCUUUGUCAUGUUCCUCAAACCAUUUCUGAACAAUUUUUGAAGUGGCAAUGUGCAUUAUCCUGCUGAAAGAGGCCACUGCCACCAGGGAACACCAUUGCAUGAAGGGGUGCAUGCAGUCUACAACAAUCUCUAGGUGGUAAGAGUAAACGUAACAUCCACAUAAAUGCCAGAAACAAAAGUUUCCAAGCAGAAUAUUGCCAAGAUCAAAACACUGCCUCUGCCGGCCUGCCUACUUUGCAUAGUGCAUCCUGCUGCCAUAUGUCCCCCAGGUGAACCACACAUGCACCCAGCCAUCCACCCGAUCUAAAAGAAAAUGUGAUUCAUCAGACCAGGCAACCUUCUUCCAUUGCUCCAUGGUCCAGUUCUACAUAGUUACAAAGGCUUAAAAGAGACAUGCGUCCAUCAAGUUCAGCCUUCUAACACUUACAUCCCCAUUGAAGGCACUUUUGUUCGUCAACAGGGCUCAUCAUGGGCACUUUAACUGGCCUGCAGUUACGCAGCAAGCCCCAUAUGCCACAAACUGCAAUGCACUGUAUGUUCUGACACCUUUCUAUCAUGGCCGCCAUUAUGUUUUUCAGCAAUUUGAGCUUCAAUAGCUCUUCUGUGCGAUUGUAUCAGAGGGACUACCCUUCACUCCCAAAAUGCAUCAAUGAGCCUUGGACCUCCAUGACCUUCAUGCUGGUUCACCAGUUCUCCUUCCUUGAACCACUUUUGGUACUUGCUAACCACUGCAUACUAGGAACACCCCACAAGACCUGCCGUUUUGGAGUCGCUCUGCACCAGUCAUUUAGCCGUUACUAUUUAGCCCUUGUCAAAGUGACAGAUUUUUUCACUUGUUUUUUUGUCCUGCUUUCAACACAUGAAAUUCAAGAACUGACUGUUCUUUGCUGUCUAAUAUAUCCCACUGCUCGACAGGUGCCACUGUAAAGAAAUAGUCAAUGGUAUUCACUUCACCUGUCAGUGGUUUUCAUGUUGUGGCUGAUCUGUGUAUUCUAUGAUAGAUUGCAAGAUUUCCAUGCACAAUAAAAAAUCUUAAACAUGGUAAAUCCUUUAUUGAUGUAAUGGAGGCUCCAGGGGACCCGCACAUUGAAAUAAUUAACCUUCAUUAUCACUCAGACCUGAAAAUUAGAAUGAAAUGCCUCUCUUAGAAUUUUAACAAAAGUAUGCAGCAUAGGGAAAAUGUGUCAGUUUAAGAAUGCGUGCAGCAAGAAUCUUCUCCCUCUUCAGAAACAUAUACUGAUGUGAACAGAUGUUUUCCAGAAAAAGUUAGUCCAAGAACAAAUUACUGAUUGUCACCUGGAGCACUGCCUCUGUUGAGCUAUCAGAUGUAGUUCCUAACAUUGAAUUUUAUUAAGACACGGAGGCUCCUAUUAUGCUGCACUCUUUCUUUAUUUCCCUCAGCAGCAAAGAAAAAACUUUAUAAACAUAACCAAUAAUAACAUUAACAGUCUCAGGUGUAAUCUUCCUAGUAACAGGAACAGCCAAUCAGGAUCCACUUCUCCAGCAUAAUAGGCUCUGUCAACCAAUCCUGUUCCUCUUUCUUUGCUGCUCCCUCAGUUAAGUAUAUCUGAUCCCUCAGGCUCCUUAACUGUGGGAUUAGUUUUAUAUUGAAUUACUUUAUAUUGAAUUACUUUUAUAUUGUAUUAAUAUUAUAUUGUAUUAAUUUCCUAGCAUUCAUUUCAUAGUAUUAAUUUUAUAGUAUUAAUUUUCUAGUGUUAAUUUUUUUAUAUGUGUUACUUUAUUACUUUUUACUUGGUAUUAUUGAUGUGCUACUGUAGAAAACAUUUCUAGGGACAUCCUUCAUAGUUGUCCCUUUAUUAUUUUAUUCUGCUGAAUUUUCCCUUCCCCUUUAAGUUUUUCCCCGCUCCAGCCGCUCGCCCCUCAGAGCCUAAUUUGCAGGGGCUCGGGGACGUCGGCUGGAGCCGCACCCGGCGCUUCGCGCCCUCCUGCCGUGCCCGACCGCCGACUACAGAGCUCACUGAGCUCAGUUAUCAGCUCCCUGCUCGCGGCGUACUUGUGCGCGCUGAGCGCUACACAUUUCGCCGCGAGCAGGGCUUACCGGACUCUCUGCCUCCUCUGCACUGCUCCGGCGGCCAUUUUCUGUUUUUUCCCGCGCGCGGCACGUAG
This is a messenger RNA of Pelobates cultripes (western spadefoot toad), 8870 nucleotides long. The record is from the annotation of a GenBank genome assembly. NCBI's taxonomy places the organism in Eukaryota, Metazoa, Chordata, Amphibia, Anura, Pelobatidae.